Messenger RNA from Gigantopelta aegis, 291 nucleotides. RefSeq lists its product as uncharacterized. The record is from RefSeq and is a predicted model, not a curated record. The transcript has 4 exons. The coding region runs from base 1 to 291 and encodes 96 amino acids. Lineage: Eukaryota; Metazoa; Mollusca; Gastropoda; Neomphalida; Peltospiridae.
AUGGAUGAAUGUUGGGGAUCCUUCAAAUCGUACAAAGAACUUGAAGAAAAGAUCAAGACUUAUGAGCAAUCAAACUCAGUGCAACUUUGGAAGAGAGAAGCUAGAACAGUUACUUCUGCCAACAAGAGAGUUGAUAGCCUUCGUAUUGAUGAAAGUGGAUGCCAUCUUGUAGUUACAAGUACUUACUCAGAGCACAAUCAUCCGGUGUCUCAAGAUCUGUAUAAACACUUACCAAGACAAAAAAGGUUGCCAGAAGCAUUAAAAACACAAGGCAUCAGCAAUUCUAGCUGA